Messenger RNA from Durio zibethinus, 1329 nucleotides. RefSeq names its product vignain-like. Lineage: Eukaryota; Viridiplantae; Streptophyta; Magnoliopsida; Malvales; Malvaceae. The record is from RefSeq and is a predicted model, not a curated record. Gene Ontology annotation, biological process: proteolysis. Gene Ontology annotation, molecular function: cysteine-type peptidase activity.
CUGAAAAUGAGGAGGGUUCAUGUUCUGGUUGUGUUCUCACUGGCUCUGGUGAUGGGAAUAGCUGAGGGUUUCGAUUUCCAGGAGACGGAUAUCGCGUCCGAGGAGAGUCUGUGGGAUUUGUACGAGAGGUGGAGAAGCCAGUACACGGUUACCGAUCACACGGUUACGUCCAGGAGUCUUGAUGAUAAGAACAAGCGGUUCAAUGUGUUCAAACAAAAUGUUAUGUAUGUGCACGACACUAACAAGAAGGACAAACCUUAUAAGUUGAAGCUAAACAAGUUUGCAGACAUGACUAAUCUUGAAUUCCGAAAAACUUAUGCCGGCUCGAAGAUCAAGCAUCAUAGGAUGUUACACGGGAAAUCCCUGGGGACUGGGAGCUUCAUGUAUGAGAAUGUAGACAGUGUUCCAAAAUCUGUUGAUUGGAGGAAAAAAGGAGCUGUUACUGCCGUCAAGGACCAAGGCCAAUGUGGUAGCUGCUGGGCAUUUUCAGCUGUUGUAGCAGUUGAGGGUAUUAAUCAAAUUAAGACGAACAAAUUGGUAUCCCUGUCUGAGCAAGUUUUGAUAGACUGUGAUACUGAAGAAAAUCAAGGAUGCAAUGGAGGGUUGAUGGACGUUGCAUUUGAUUUCAUCAAGAAGAAAGGUGGGAUCACUACGGAGGCCAAUUACCCUUACAAAGGUGAAGAUGGAAGAUGUGACGUUUCCAAGAUGAAUUCUCCAGCAGUGUCUAUUGAUGGCCACGAGGAUGUGCCUGCCAACAAUGAGGAUGCUCUGCUUAAAGCAGUGGCACACCAGCCAGUAUCCGUGGCCAUAGACGCUGGGGGUAGCGAUUUCCAGUUCUACUCAGAGGGGGUAUUUACUGGGACAUGUAGCACUGAGCUGAAUCAUGGAGUUGCAGCUGUGGGCUAUGGAACAACUCUUGAUGGAACCAAGUAUUGGAUAGUGAAGAACUCCUGGGGAUCUGAAUGGGGAGAGAAAGGUUAUAUAAGGAUGGAACGUGGCAUCAAAGAAAAGGAAGGACUCUGUGGUAUAGCAAUGGAUGCUUCAUAUCCUGUCAAGAACUCUUCCUCUAAUCCUAAAGGACCGUCAGACUAUCCUAAGGAUGAACUCUAAACAAUUCUAGCUAUUGAUUCCAGCUUUGUUCUUGUCUCAGCUGUUAUUUCCCUCUGUCCAAAAGUUGCAUGCAACAGAAUCAUGGUUGAAUAAUAUUCCCUUAAAAUUUGGUGUCAAUUUUAUCUGUUACAAUUAAUGACUUUGAAAGCAAGUAAAAAAAUAAAUGGUUUAAUGUUACAAAUGACUUUUAAAUUAUAGUGAAAUGUUUAAUGUGGUAUU